CCUCAACCAUUCACGCGAACAUCCUGAAUCCGUAAAUGGGUACCCGCCCAGCCAAGCAACCGAUUCUGGACUCGGCAAAGCAAAGCGAGAGUAACAGAGUGACAUAGACAAACCUACAGAUAUAUGCAGACCUAGAGACGUAGGAAACAACAGCCUCAUCGCCUCGUCGCCUCGUCGCCUCGUCGCCUCACGCCUCACGCCUCACGCCUCACCACUACCCCCGCGCCUGAGCACAAACGACAUGGAUCCCAGUUCUGCCCUGCAGCAGUUUCUGCAGCCCCUCCAAGUCGACACCCGCAAGAUUCAUACACUGUCCAGUCACUUCUUUUCUAAUUUCAGAGACCUCGCUCUUUAUGCCGAAGACCAGUUCCUCUCCACGCCCAUCUCAGAGUCCAUCUUACGACAUGUCAGCCGAAAAGGUCAUAGAAGACACCUGGCCAUUGACAUCGGCGGGACGAAUCUGAGGGUAGGCCUCGUCGAGCUACAGCCCGAAGAAGAGACAAACGCCAACAAGACAUCCUCAUCCCCGUCCAAACCAAAUGGAACCGCCUCAUCAUCUUCAUCGCCGACAUCAACACUCUAUCUCAAAGAGGAAGCAUGGCCCAUAGACGACGGCGUCAAAGCAGAUGCCAAAGGUGAUCCCCAGCUCCUCUUCGACUGGAUUGGCACCCGCAUCGCAUCCGUCGUCCGCAAUGCCCGCAAGGAAUCCCUGCUGCCCGACGAUGAUGAACCCAUUCCCCUGGGCAUCACUUUCAGCUUCCCCAUGAUCCAGCGUUCCAUCGCCGAUGCACAAAUCAUGACAAUGGGCAAAGGCUUCAGCAUCAAAGGCCACGCAAUGCUAGGUCCUCUGCUGAUCAGGGGCUAUGACAAAGCUCGCAACGCCCAGUCCAAUGGAAUGCAUAGCCGCCCUCUGCCGCCCAUCUCCGUCGCCGCCAUAUCAAACGACUCCGUCUCAACACUAGUCACCUUCAUCUAUCUUUUCGACGAAUUCAAGUCCACAUCCCAGCCCAAGGUCAAGUCCAAGUCCAAAUCCAAAUCCAUAUCCCAGUCACCGUCCCUCAUUAUCAAGAAGGCAAGCAUGGGCCUUAUCGUCGGCACAGGUUGCAACGCCACCAUUCCGCUCCCUCUCACCGCUCUUGGCCAAAACAAGUGGCCCGCAGCUGUGAGCACUCUUCCCAGCGAACCUGCCGGCCUCGUUCGCAUCGCUGUCAACACGGAAUGGAGCAUCCGCGGCACGGCUCCGCCCCUACGCGAAUUGGACUUCAUCACGGCAUGGGAUACGGCCCUUGACGAGGCCCUCGUCGGACCGGGCGAGAUUGCUGGCUUCCAGCCCCUGGAGUACAUGACAGCCGGCCGCUAUCUCGGCGAGCUGGGCCGCCUCGUUCUACUCGACUAUGUCCGUACCGUUCUCGGCUUCAACGAGUCCUCAUUACCAGCAGGCUUGCUCUCGAGGUACGCGCUGACGACGACGUUCUUGAGCCACUUCAAACCUGCCGAUGAUAAUCCUUCCGACCCAUCCCCUCUACUGUCCAAGCUAGAAAAGGAGUUCCCAGUAGGAGAAGCAGAAGCAGAGAAAAUGUCAUCAUUUCCCUCCUUCCAAUGGACACCAACAAUCGCAGCAGCCCUCUAUCAUAUCGCAAAAGCAAUCGAGAUCCGCGCCGCAGGAAUUGUCGCAGCCGCCACCUUCGCACUCUUGAAGCUCGCAGACGACAUACCUCCUCCUUUCCCAAAAGACCAGGAGAAGCAUCAGGGCAUCCCUCCCGCCAUGGAGCUGGGUGUCGGCUACACGGGCGGUUGCAUCUCCCAUUUCCAAGAUUACCUCGCCGACACGCAAGACUUUUUAGACAAGAUCGUGAAGCUGGAAUACAGCGCGGGCGGGUCGGAUUCACCAGUGAGGAUCAUUCUGAGUCCCUGCCAUGACGGCGGGAUCAAGGGCGCCGGUAUCCUCGCGGCCGCCACGAGUAACACUCAUACGCAAGAAACAUAGCAUGUUGCAGAAUGGUGGGAGAAGGAAAAUAGCUUGAGGAACCGAUUCAGGUCGAGUGGAUGAGAGGUAUUCAUCCGCCUCAACUACCUGCCAUGCCACGGCGGGCAUUGCGAGUGCCCAUUACAUAUAAUAAACGGCGAAGAGUCACCUUUUGGGUGUGAAGUACAACAUCAUUACCUUGGAC
Molecule: messenger RNA, 2171 nt
Organism: Colletotrichum phormii
Lineage: Eukaryota; Fungi; Ascomycota; Sordariomycetes; Glomerellales; Glomerellaceae
Product: hexokinase-1
Exons: 3
Coding region: 242-1987 (581 amino acids)
Biological process (GO): intracellular glucose homeostasis; mannose metabolic process; carbohydrate phosphorylation
Cellular component (GO): mitochondrion; cytosol
Molecular function (GO): D-glucose binding; fructokinase activity; ATP binding
Source: RefSeq, a predicted model, not a curated record